AUGAAGUUCUCCACCAUUGCCGCGCUGUUCAGCGCCACUGCCCUCGUCGCUGCUCACCCCGAGAAGCAUGAGCAUACCGAGGACGCCGUCCAGCAUGCGCGUGACUUGGUUGGCCGCAGCUCCGACAAGUGCGCUGCUGCAAUUGAGAAGCGCAAGGCCGAAUUCAUGGAGAAGCGCAAGCGCAGCCUCUACAAGCGCCAGGUGCGCGACGGCCGCAUUCACGAGAAGCGCGAUGUGUCCGAGAUGGAGAAGCGCUCCAUCUACCCCACCAUCCAGAACAACACGUGCAUCCUGGCCGAAGACACCAUCUGGGGCCCGUACGGCAUCGACGGCGAGAUCCUCCGCCACGAUCUCCGCGAGACCCAAGAGGGCCUCGACUUCUACCUCGACAUCGGCCUCCUGGACGUCGAGACGUGCGAGCCCCUGUCCGGCGCCGCCGUGACCAUCUGGAACUGCAACGCCACGGGCUCGUACUCGUCCUACACGGGCAUCGACCCGGAGACGGCCGAGCUGCUGGACGGCUGGGAGAAGCGCGAGGACGGCACGACCGACGACGAGACGUUCCUGCGCGGCAUCCAAAAGUCCGACUCGGAGGGCAUGGUCGAGUUCCUGACCAAGUUUCCCGGAUACUACGUCACGCGCACCACGCACAUCCACCUGACGGUGCAGGCCGACGUGAGCAACGGCACCUCGUACAGCGCGUCGGCCGUCCAGCACAUCGGCCAGCUCUUCUUCGAGGAGGACAUCAUCAACACCGUCUACCAGCUGUCGCCCUACUCGGCCCACCUGUCCACCCUCAACCGCACCACCAACGACGAGGACUCCCUCCUCACCACCACCGGCACCAACGGCGCCAGCCCCAUGAUCUCCAUCGAGUACCUCGGCGACGACAUCAGCGACGGCCUCGUCGGCUACAUCACUGUUGGCGUUAACAAGACUGCCGCCGGCAUCGCCACUACCGGCAUGAGCGUCAACCCCCAGGGCUUCAUUCCUACUGUUUCCGUUGCUGAUUCGGUCCGUGCUGCUGCCACUUCCGUUGAUGCCGCUGCUGGCUACAAGAGGGUCUAG
Lasiodiplodia theobromae is the source of this 1068-nucleotide messenger RNA. Its product is annotated as Extracellular dioxygenase. NCBI's taxonomy places the organism in Eukaryota, Fungi, Ascomycota, Dothideomycetes, Botryosphaeriales, Botryosphaeriaceae. The transcript has a single exon. Gene Ontology annotation, molecular function: iron ion binding; oxidoreductase activity, acting on single donors with incorporation of molecular oxygen, incorporation of two atoms of oxygen. The record is from RefSeq and is a predicted model, not a curated record. The coding region runs from base 1 to 1068 and encodes 355 amino acids.